Heterocephalus glaber (naked mole-rat) is the source of this 3628-nucleotide messenger RNA. The record is from RefSeq and is a predicted model, not a curated record. Lineage: Eukaryota; Metazoa; Chordata; Mammalia; Rodentia; Bathyergidae.
UCAGCUCCAUGGACAGGGACCCAGCCUCUGCUCCCCUAUCAACUUUGCAAAGAGAAGAAGAAAGGUUGGAGUUGAUUUGCACUUGGGGGAUCCUUCCCCCUCCUACACUUCUGAUUCCACCUUUGACUGACUGUAGAAGGUACAGAAGGAAGCCAGAACAUUUCCCCAGAUGUUCCAGCUGUGACUUUACCCGACCCCUUAAUGGGACCAUCUGAGAGGCCAUCCGCUGGCUGGGUACACAAGGAAGCAGAGAUGCGAAUCAGAAUCCUCGGUUCCCAGCCGGAUGAGAUGAGCAGGGGGUGGAGGCUUGGGGAUGGGGGUGCUGCCCAUACGCCCCUGCCCCCAGCCCUGUCUUUCCUCCUCCUCCUGCCUCUGGCAAGCGCCCUUCAGCCCACUCUGCUGCCCUUGCCAGAGUUGAGGCUGGUGGGGGGCCUGAGUCGCUGCCGCGGGCGCCUGGAGGUCCUACACGGUGGCUCCUGGGGCAGUGUCUGUGAUGACGACUGGGAUGUGGUGGAUGCCAAUGUGGUGUGUCGUCAGCUGGGCUGUGGCCUGGCGCUACCUGUGCCGAGACCCCUUGCCUUUGGCCAGGGCAGGGGCCCCAUCCUGCUGGACAACGUGGAAUGCCUCGGGCAGGAGGCUGCACUGAGCGAGUGUGGCAGCCGGGGCUGGGGCAUCCACAACUGCUUCCACUACGAGGAUGUGGCUGUCCUGUGUGACGAAUUCUUGCCCACCCAGCUGCCAACAAGGAGGAUGUUAACCAGCAGAGCGCCCCCUACCACUCCUCAGAAUGGGAAAGGCGAGGGCAGCGUGCGCCUGGUGGGAGGCGCAGGUCCGUGUCAGGGCCGAGUGGAGAUCCUGCACGGCGGCCUGUGGGGCACGGUGUGCGACGAUGACUGGGGGCUGCCGGAUGCCGCCGUGGUCUGCCGCCAGCUGGGCUGUGGGGCGGCCUUGGCCGCCACCACCAACGCCUUCUUUGGCUAUGGCACGGGGCACAUCCUGCUGGACAACGUGCACUGCGAAGGCGGCGAGCCCCGUCUGGCAGCCUGUCUGAGCCUGGGGUGGGGCGUGCACAACUGCGGACACCACGAGGAUGCGGGCGCGCUCUGCGCAGUCCUGGGCCCCCCCACUCUCACAGCACUGCCACCCUCGGCCACAAGAGAGGACGGGUCCUGGCACACAGAGCCAGCAGCUACAGGAGUUGGUGCUCAGCCUUCCGGGGAGACGGCACAGUUCACCACAGCGGCCUGGGCCGCGGGUAAGAAAAGCGGACGGCUGCGGCUGGUGGGCAGCCCGGGCCCAUGCCGCGGCCGCGUGGAGGUGCUGUACGCCGGGGGUUGGGGCACCGUGUGCGACGAUGACUGGGACUUCGCGGACGCGCGCGUGGCCUGCCGCGAGGCAGGAUGCGGACCUGCGCUGGGAGCAACAGGCCUCGGCCACUUCGGCUACGGCCGCGGCCCCAUACUGCUGGACAACGUGGGCUGUGUGGGUACCGAGGCCCGCCUGAGCGACUGCUUCCACCUGGGGUGGGGCCAGCACAAUUGCGGCCACCAUGAGGACGCUGGAGCAUUGUGCGCAGGCCCAGAGGAGCUGGGAUCGCAAGUCCACCAGGACGGUUCUGAGACCACCCGGGUGCCCACUCCUCGGCCCAGGGAUGGGCACCUACGUCUGGCCAGUGGAGCUCACCGAUGCCAGGGUCGAGUGGAGCUCUUCCUAGGGCAGCGGUGGGGCACCAUUUGUGAUGAUGCCUGGGACCUUCGAGCGGCUCGUGUCCUGUGCCGCCAGCUGGGCUGUGGCCAGGCCCUGGCAGCCCCUGGCGAGGCCCACUUUGGCCCAGGCCGAGGCCCCAUCCUCCUGGAUAACGUCAAGUGCCAUGGGGAUGAGAGCACCCUGCUGCUCUGCUCCCACAUCCGCUGGGAUGCCCACAACUGUGACCACAGCGAGGACGCGAGCGUCCUGUGCCAGCUGUCAUGACCCUGCUGGCUCUGCAGACCACCUCUUCUUUGAGAAGCCUAGUUGUCACCUGGUCCUCCUCCUCCAGGAAGCCUUCCUCCUGUGAGUUUUGCAGUUCAAGCAGCCUUGCCUUCCCAGUGUCUGGGAGAGAGGCUGCCCAGGCAGAGUGGUCCUGCAUGGGGACCUGUACCCAUCAACUUUAUUAUGUGACCUCAGCCUUUUGUCAGCUAUUGUGGGCCCUGAACAAUGAACACGCCCAUGCAGCCGAGAUGGAAAAUAGAGGGGGAUGACCCUUAACUCUUCUCUUCCUGGGAGCUCCUAUUCCAGUACUCCUGACCCUACCUACCUGGAUCCCGAUCUGGGUGGCUUAGCAGCUCUCUAAAUGGAGUUCUCCCUUUCUCCUCACCUCUCUUGGGAGCCACAAGAAGAGGUAGGCAGGAGGGUCAUGCAGCCCUUUCCUUAGACUCUCAGGGGCUGCCGAAGAACCAGGGUUGUUGCUUUGUCCUACCCCAUAAGGGGCUGGACUCAGAUGGUGCUCGGCUGGACAAGGGGGCUGGAGGGACCGAAGCAGGGACUGUGGUCCCUCUCUGUAUCUGGAACCAGCAUCUGACUUCUGCUCCCCUGCCACAGGGCCUCCACUUUUCGAUGGCAAAGAAACCUGGGGCCUGUAGCCACCCAUUCAUAGGUGCCAAGUCAAUAAAGCAUUGUCCCCCAUCUUUUAACUGAGCUCACUGUUAUACCAGCAGUGCAUUACUUGUGGCAGGACUCUGGAGGAAACCAGUGUGGCGACAGAGGGCAGCCGCCCAAGAGCAUCCUCCAGAGCUCCUGAAGGGCCGUCACAUCCCGGAAACGCUGACUCACUGUGGCAGUCCACCAGGGCUCCCGAGAAGCCCCUGGGCCAGCUCCUCGCCUCUCGUCUUUUCCAUAUGCAGACGUUGAGAUCCAGCGAAAGGAAGGGGUUUGCUCAAGGUCACCUAGCAAGGUACUGGAGUCACUGGAAGAGACAAAAUUCUUGAGAGGACACAGGAAGGCAGAUGGGAAACAAAGGUGCUGGGGGACAGGCGGAUCCUGCCAGAGCUGCUCUCUUCGCCUCAGGCUGGGUGACUUGCCAAUGUCAUCUGCCCUGUCAGGUGUCAAGUCCUCAAGGCCCUGUCCUUCAGGUCCAGCCUGCAGGCUCUUGCUGCUGUAACAAAUGACCACACAAAUUUGCUGUCUUACAGUUCUCGUUUGACAUGGUCUCCCUGGGCGGAAUUCAAAGUGUUGGCAGUCAGUGGCCUUUCUGGAUGCUUAAGGGGAGAUUACUUCCUGCUUCCCCACUUGUAGAAGCAACCUUUAUUCUUUUUCUUUUUUUUUGGUACCAGGGAUCAAACUCAGGUCCUUGCACUUGCGCAGCAGGUGGCAAAACCACUGAGCUAAAUCCCCGGCCCAGCAACCUUUAUUCUCUUAUAGCUUAUGACCUGUAGCCAGGAAUCACAUCUCUCUUACCUCUGUUUCCAGCAACUUACCUCUUCUUUGACUGUCUCCUUCUUCCUCUUUUUUUUUCUUUUUCCUGAGGUGCUAGGGAUUAAACCCAAGGUUUUUGUACUGAGCUACAUAUCUCCAAACCACUUUUAUUUUUAUUUUUUUAUUUUUUUAUUAUUAUUUUUUGGUACUGGGGAUUGAACUUGGGUCCUUAACC